Molecule: messenger RNA, 1417 nt
Organism: Sorghum bicolor (sorghum)
Lineage: Eukaryota; Viridiplantae; Streptophyta; Magnoliopsida; Poales; Poaceae
Product: WAT1-related protein At5g64700
Exons: 7
Coding region: 90-1169 (359 amino acids)
Cellular component (GO): plasma membrane
Molecular function (GO): transmembrane transporter activity
Source: RefSeq, a predicted model, not a curated record
GAUCGGAGAGACGGCCAGUUAGCAACAGGGUCUUCAUUUUGAGGACCGAGAGCAAGACCAAAAAGAAAAAAAAAAUCAACGUAACAGCGAUGGUGGACGAAGAGGCAGGCGGCGCUGGCGGUGGCGGUGGCGCGGCGGCGGCAGAAGUGAAAGUGAUGAAGGCGGCGCCGGCGGAGGAGGACCCGGAGAUGGCGGCGUGGAAGGCGCCGGCCGCGAUGGUGCUGGUGCAGCUGUUCAACACGGGCAUGGUGCUGCUGUCCAAGGUGGCCAUCGGCGGCGGCAUGUUCGUCUUGGCGCUCCUCACGUACCGCAGCCUCUUCGGCGCCGCCAUCAUCUUCCCCAUCGCGCUCCUCCGAGAGAGGGGCAAGUGGAAAGAGAUGGACUGGCACGCCGCUGGGUGGAUCUUCCUUAAUGCGUUCAUCGGAUAUGCCAUACCAAUGAGCCUAUUCUACUACGGCCUUCAUGACACAACGGCGUCAUAUGCCACUAUAUUCCUCAACUUAGUUCCGUUGACAACCUUCAUACUCUCCUUCGUGUUCAGGAUGGAGGCAUUGCGAAUCAUGACCGUGCCAGGAUCGCUUAAGAUCGCAGGAGUUGUGGUGUCGGUCGGAGGCACGAUGAUCAUCAGUCUAUACAAGGGAAAGAUUCUGCAUCUAUGGAACCCUAUUCUUCACCAUCACAACGAAGUGCCUGUGGAUGUUGCAAAUCAUCAUCAGCUACGUGGAACAAUCUUGUUGACAGGCAGUAGCUUCACUCUUGCUUGCUGGUACCUAAUUCAGUCGAAGGUUCUGAAGGUAUACCCGUACAAAUAUUGGUCAUCCAUGACUACGUGCUUAGUUGGAGGGCUUCAAACUGCACUUGCUGGAGUUAUAUUUAGGAGGGACAACAACGCCUGGAAGAUAGGAUGGGAUAUAAACCUUCUGACCGUCAUUUACUCAGGGGCACUUGCAACGGCACUAAAAUACAGCAUGAACUCGUGGGCUGUGUCUAAGAAAGGCCCAUCAUACCCUCCAAUGUUCAGCCCAUUGUCUGUGGUAUUCGCUGUUGUGCUAGGCUCCAUCUUCAUUGGUGACGACAUCACCGUUGGAAGCCUCAUCGGGACGGUUCUGGUGAUUGUUGGGACCUACAUCUUCCUUUGGGCCAAAGCAAAUGAGCGACAUGAAAAGUGAAUAUGUCAGAGAGCAUAUGUUUAGUUCAUAGAUUCGAUAGAUGGCUCGAUCGGGAUGGAAAUAUAAACGGAGGCCAUCUUAUUAGCAAUAUAUAAACAUCAGAACAAUAUAAAUGAAAUGAACUAUACAUGAGAAUAUGUAAAAAUCAAUUUUCAUCACAAACAUUUUGUAGCUCAAAGUAAAGAAUCAUGUCAAGGUUAUCUUGUCAGCUUUUAUGUAGAACAUACAAAUGACAACAAUUUAUUUUC